Molecule: messenger RNA, 1467 nt
Organism: Fragaria vesca subsp. vesca
Lineage: Eukaryota; Viridiplantae; Streptophyta; Magnoliopsida; Rosales; Rosaceae
Product: aluminum-activated malate transporter 10-like
Exons: 6
Coding region: 1-1467 (488 amino acids)
Biological process (GO): malate transport
Cellular component (GO): plant-type vacuole membrane
Source: RefSeq, a predicted model, not a curated record
AUGGCUCAACAGAAGGAACUGAGCAGUGUGACUGAGUGGAGAAUAAAAAUGGCAGAUGGUUCAUCUGAAGCUUUGGCUCAACAAACCGGGCUUGCCUGCCGAGCUUGGCUUGCUCUGAAGGGUCUGAUUAUGGGGUUGAUCUUGAAAGUAUGCGAUUUCUUCAAGAACGCUUGGGAUUUGGGACAAAAUGACCCUAGGAAAGUGAUUCAUUGUUUGAAAGUAGGGAUGGCACUCACUGUUGUUUCACUGUUUUAUUAUAUGAGACCUUUGUAUGAAGGUAUGGGAGGAAAUGCUAUGUGGGCAGUCAUGACUGUUGUGGUUGUCUUUGAAAACACAGUUGGGGCAACAAUAUGCAAAUGUUUAAACAGAAUUUGUGGAACCUUUAUUGCUGGUUCCCUUGCCAUUGGCAUCCAUUGGAUAGUGAGUCAAUCAGGAAAAGAAUUUGAGCCUUUCAUCAAUGGGAUUUCUGUAUUUUUGUUAGCUUCUGCAGUUUCCUUCUCAAGAUUUAUACCAUCAGUCAAAAAGCGAUUUGAUUAUGGUGCGAUGAUCUUCAUCCUCACAUUCAGCUUAGUUACAGUGUCAGGUUACCGGGUGGAUAAAUUAUUGGAGAUGGCCAACAAUAGAGUCUACACCAUUAUCAUUGGAACUGCAUUGUGCAUUAUGAUAACCAUGAUUAUUUGCCCCAUUUGGGCUGGGGAGGAACUAUAUAUGCUCAUUACUCGAAACAUGGACAAACUUGCCUAUUCCUUAGAUGGUUGUGUUGGAGAGUAUUUCAAUGACAGCGGAAGCUCUUCUGAUGAUGACAAGGAAUCUGAUAAGAAAUUGCUUGGCUACAAAUGUGUUUUAACCUCAAAAGCAACAGAAGAAGCCAUGGCUAAUUUUGCAAGGUGGGAGCCUGCACAUGGCCGCUUCAACUUCAGACAUCCAUGGAAACAAUACCUCAAAGUCGGAGCAUCAAUGCGUGCUUGUGCCUAUUGCAUCGAUGCCCUUGAUGGUUGUGUGAAUUCCGAAAAUGAGGUUCCUGAGUUGAUAAAGAAGCAUAUGAGCAGCAUUGCUUUGAAAGUGAGCUCUGAGUCUUCAAGAGUCAUAAAAGAUCUUGCAAGGAGUAUGAAGACAAUGAAGAAAUCAUCUAAUAUAGAUUAUUUGGUUGGAGAAAUGAACAAUGCAGUCUUGGAGCUCCAGGAGGACUUAAAAUCUCUUCCUACUUUAUUUAUUAAUCCGCAGCCACUACAAGGAGCCGACUGUCCUGAAAAAAAGAACACAGGAGCAGUUGCUCUCAUGGAUAUCAUGCCACUUGUGACUUUAGCUUCUUUACUCAUUGAGAUUACUACAAGGAUUGAAGGCAUGGUUAAUGCAGUUGAAAAACUAGCUGAGAUGGGUGUGUACAAGUCUGUUGCAGAUGAGAAGAAUCAAAACCAGCCAGUUAGUAAAUCUAAUGUACCAGAUGAACAUAAGCAAGAGGUGUGA